Molecule: messenger RNA, 2013 nt
Organism: Dreissena polymorpha
Lineage: Eukaryota; Metazoa; Mollusca; Bivalvia; Myida; Dreissenidae
Product: cysteine-rich and transmembrane domain-containing protein 1-like
Exons: 4
Coding region: 244-582 (112 amino acids)
Source: RefSeq, a predicted model, not a curated record
AGUAUUUAAUAUAUCCAAGUUCACCAACGUGUCCUGAUUUAUCCUUUGUGUACAUAAAUAGCGAUUUGGUAAAGCCAGACUUAUUUUUAAACUCUGUGUACUUAUAUGGAUUUAUGAUAUAUAUUAAAUUCAAGAAAGUGUAAGGUUAUUAUAUUUGAUUCGAAUCGCACGCGCUCUCUCGUACCCACGGGCGAACCCCCACCUCCAUACGCCAUUCACGUUCAGACUACAGUAGCAGACGACAUGUCUCAAGGAACCGCCCCUCAAUAUCCUGACGCACCUCCCCCGUACUCGGCGGAAUACAACCAUUACAACCCGGCUGGACAGCCGGUCUACCCCCCGCCCCAGGGGGUAUACCCGCCUCCUCAGGGCAACUAUCCCCACCCUUACAGUACCCAGCCCCAGGGGUACGGACAGUACCCACAACAACCGGGCUAUCCGUACAGCUAUGGACAGCCAGUAGUUACUGCUCAAACUCAAGUGGUACAGCAGCCUCAGCACUCCCGCGACAAGAACCGCGACAACGAGUGUCUUCUGAUAGGCCUCCUCGCAUGUCUCUGCUGCUGCUGUCUCAUGGACUAGAGGGCGGGGCAUGGAGGCGGGGCAUAGCAGAGAGGGGCGUGACAUCGAGAAGGUGGCGGAGUUAAAAUAUCCUGUCUGCCAGUUGCGUCACAACUGCUAUAUGGAAUAAAUAACUGUGAUAUGAAAAACGCAUCUCGUGUUGAUAAAAUCAUCGCUAACCAGAGCUUUUUUCACCGAUUACUAACGUGUGUGGUAUCAACGAUAAAUCAUAUCUUGUUGAUUGAUUCAUUGUUUGAGUUCUGAAAAUUGAGCUUUCAUAAAACGUUAUCUCGUCUUGAUUUUAUCCGUUCUUACAUUAAUAUGCCUCUGUUAUUAUUAAAAAUAUAAUUAAGUCGUCAAUUCGACGUUCAAAUUGAUACAUAUAAAUUGUGUUAUAUACAUAAUCGCUUUUCGGUUGAAUCAGCGCUUUGAUUUCUAGUUCUUGGUUAAAUCUCAAGCGAUACCUUACUGAAACAUACCUUUUUUAAGAAUACUGUACACCAAACAACGACUUGCAGUUUCGUUGCAUUUGUGGGCUGUUCUUAACUCUUUUUUGUUCUAAACAUUGAAUGGAGUAGAUUGUUUUUCGAUUCGACAAGACGGAAAACGUGAACAGUUACAAAUGUUAAAAAGGGUGUCACAUCUCAAAUGCGCGCGCAACUUUGUUGACAGCGUGACGUCAUUGAAGGCUACGUCCGAGCAGAGAUUCGACUGGUUUGUAGAAAGGCUCAAAUAAACUGUUUGUUUUAAUGGCAUGCGAAGUAACCGAUGCACAAUUUGGGAUUUGAGGCUCAAUUUCUCUUUUGGUAUUUGUGUACUAUUACGGCCGAUAAUAAAUUAUGCAGAACAAAAAAAUGUGAAGUUUUCAUAAAAAGGACUCGAAACAAAUUCGAACCGCCUUUGAGAGAGAGAUCGACGUGCAUUUUUGUGAUUCAUUUUUAAUCGCUAUUGAUGUUUUUUUAUUGUACCGUAUAUAGUCUUGCCAUUGUGACAAUGUCUUCCUGUAAAUCAAAAUUAGCUAACAUUCAUUCUAUUAAAGUGACUACUAUACACAGGUUAUGCAAAACGACUUACGUUGAACGAAUACGAUCUCACUAUUCAAAUUCGUAGAACGGGAAGUAACGGUAAUACAGAUUGUUUUGUUUUGCAAUCAUUUGCCAUGGUUGCUUUGUGAAAUUCAGACAUUUUGUUUCGAUUAAAUGCUUUUGUCUCAAGUCCCUAAAUGUUAUACCAUCGCUGGCCUAGGGCAAGAAAAUUUAAAAAGAUCAAAUCUAAACAUGUCUUAGUGUUUGCAAUACAGUUGCAUACAUUUGAGAUGUCAUGCUCAUAUUUGGGUUGUAAUUGACAUUGUUUUUAUUAAUUUAUUGUUGUUGUUGUUUUAUUAUUUAAUUGCUAAAGGCAUGUAUCGUUACUACAUUUAAACAGACAUUUGAUACAAUAUUUUGUACUGAA